This is a messenger RNA of Gilbertella persicaria, 795 nucleotides long. RefSeq names its product mitochondrial ribosomal subunit protein-domain-containing protein. The coding region runs from base 22 to 744 and encodes 240 amino acids. The transcript has 3 exons. NCBI's taxonomy places the organism in Eukaryota, Fungi, Mucoromycota, Mucoromycetes, Mucorales, Choanephoraceae. Gene Ontology annotation, molecular function: structural constituent of ribosome. The record is from RefSeq and is a predicted model, not a curated record. Gene Ontology annotation, cellular component: mitochondrial small ribosomal subunit. Gene Ontology annotation, biological process: mitochondrial translation.
UUUUUUUUAUAUUUGUAAAAUAUGUUGAAGCAAGUUAUUGUCAGACAGAAUACAGCCAAGGUUACUAUUAAGCAAUUUUCUACCAGCUCUGUAGCACUUGCGGGCCGACAAACACCUCGUAGAAAAGCCGAAAAGAAGUUUGAUGUUAGCUUUAUGCCCAAGUUUGACUUUGACGACCAAACUACUAUUGGUCAUAACUUAUUUGAGAACAUCAGAGAAGUUCGUAAAUACUUGAGAAAGACCGAGUUUGAAUUGCCCAAGUUAAAUGCUUAUGCCAAACCUUUUGAAGCACCCAAGGCCGAUCAAAUCCUCAAGUUCAAGUCACACACUUAUUUAGGUGAAGGACAUCCAGUCGAACGCAAAGUUGUUUUGAGUGUCAAUAUUGAUAACUUGAAAUUGAAUGAAACAGAAAAGCACAAGUUUUUAUUAUUGAGUGGGCCUAGAUACAAUGUCAACACAAACGAACUUGUCAUGUCAAGCGAACGAUUCCCUCACCGUAAACAAAACAAAAAGUUUUUGAUCGACACUUUGAAGAAACUCAUUCAAGAAGCCAAGGACACCAAGGAUACAUUCGCUGACAUUCCUCUUAACUUACCAAAGCCAAAACAAAGACUAGAAUUUCCCAAGGAAUGGAUCAAAUCACCUCCUACUGAAAGCGUUAAAAAAACUGCUCAAGUUCUCGAGGAAUUUGUUGAAGCAGCCAAAUCUACAGAAAAUGUCAAAGUUGACGAAAAGACACUUUAAAAAUAACAUAUAUAGAAAAAAGAGCCUCUGUACAAUAAAUCCAUCAUGAAG